Molecule: messenger RNA, 591 nt
Organism: Bombus huntii
Lineage: Eukaryota; Metazoa; Arthropoda; Insecta; Hymenoptera; Apidae
Gene: SmD2
Product: probable small nuclear ribonucleoprotein Sm D2
Exons: 3
Coding region: 178-510 (110 amino acids)
Biological process (GO): RNA splicing; spliceosomal snRNP assembly
Cellular component (GO): U2 snRNP; U1 snRNP; U4/U6 x U5 tri-snRNP complex
Molecular function (GO): RNA binding
Source: RefSeq, a predicted model, not a curated record
UUUAAUUACAGUAACAUAAAAUAAUAUAUUUAAAUGCAAACCUCUAACGCAGCCAAAGCAAAUGUGCCAUCAAUAAGAACUUGAAACGGAGAUCUAAAUUUGAAGUUGUUAAUAAAAAAGCUUAAAUUUUUUCUCGCUUUUUUCUGUCGGUCGUCUUUAACUAAGCCAAAAUCUGAAAUGACUCCUGAGGAAUUAGCAAAACGAGAGGAAGAAGAAUUUAACACUGGACCACUUUCAGUAUUAACUCAAUCUGUGAAAAAUAAUACACAAGUUUUAAUUAAUUGUAGAAAUAACAAAAAAUUAUUAGGAAGAGUAAAAGCAUUUGAUAGACAUUGUAACAUGGUUUUAGAAAAUGUAAAAGAAAUGUGGACUGAACUUCCACGUACUGGUAAAGGAAAAAAAAAGGCAAAACCAGUAAAUAAGGAUAGAUUUAUUCCAAAAAUGUUUUUGAGAGGUGAUUCUGUAAUUCUAGUUCUACGAAAUCCUUUAGCAACAGCAUCAGGAAAAUAAUUUUACCAAUAUCUUCACUAUUUUAUAACUUAUAAAUAAGAAACAUGAAUUUGAAAUAAAUUUUUUAAUUUAAACUAUAAA